AUGGAUGAGUUUAUUACUCAGGCAAGUUACAUAGGAAUUCAGGGACUCGAAGAUGAGGGCCACAGCAACUUUCCUCCAAUUCCAGAGGAGGUCCAGAUUGAUGAUUCUCCAAUGUACAGAAUAGAAAGACAACUGGGUAAGGGAGCUACUGGGCUAGUAUGUGUGGGUCGACCAAUCGGUCCUUCAACUUCCGGUGGUCAAACUGGUUUACAUGCAGAGGAGGUAGCAGUAAAGUUUCAGCAGAAACAUCCCGGCAAAGACGACGUUCCUCAUGAGUGGAAAGUUUAUGAUGAUCUGGGUGAAAAUCAUGGCGUACCACUGCCACGGGUGCAUUAUUGGGGGGAAAAAGGUGGCUAUGACAUCCUGGUCAUGGAUAUGCUUGGACCGAGUUUACAAGUUCAGUUGGUCAAUAACCGUCCAUCCAUGCCAUUGGCGUCAGUUGCUUGUGUUGCGGUUGAGGCAAUCUCUAUUCUCGAGAAGCUGCACUCUAGAGGGUACAUACAUGGGGACGUAAAACCUGACAACUUUUUGCUCGGUCCUCCAGGAACUCCUGAUGAGAGAAAAUUGUUCCUGAUUGACCUUGGAUUAGCUGGGAGAUGGCGAGAUCGUUCUAGCAGUUCGCAUAUUAGGUACCAUCAAUAUCCAAACCAUUUCAGAGGAACGCCUCUUUUCGCGAGUGUGCAUGCUCAUCUUGGUAGAGCAAGUAGCCGAAGAGAUGACCUGGAGUCCCUGGCAUACAUGCUCCCUUUCCUUUUCCGUGGCCAUUUGCCUUGGCACGGAUUUCAGGCGGACAAUACGCCUAUGCUUGUAUGCAGGAGAAAGAUGGCCACUCCUUUGGAAGCUCUUUGUCACUCUUGUCCUCCGCCUUUCCUGCAAUUCGCUGAGUUUGCAGUAAAUUUGAGAUUUGAUGAAAAUCCGAACUACGCAAGAUAUAUUUCUCUUUUCCGUGGGCUAAUUGAUCAAAACCCAUACGUUUGGCCUGUGAAUGCUGAUGCUGCUCGUGAGGUACCACCUUAUUGCUCUAAAUGCAUUUGCCAGUCGAAAGGCGACAUGCUACCAAAGAGCUCACCAGCACGAAGGGGGUUGAGGAGAUCACGAUGGAUAAGCAUUUUCCACACACAUCCACCCAUGAGGCAAAGGACUAUCCACAAUUUGGACAAUGUGAGACUAACUUCAUGCAUUUGGAAGGCAUAUGCGGAUGGAAUGUAUGUUAGCAGUGCGGCUUCACGCUUGAAUUUGUGGGCCGUGGUAAUGGAUUCUGGCACUGGCUUCACUCCUCAAGUUCAUACUAUUUCUCCCAGUUUUCUUCCCCAGGACUGGAUUAGGAGACUGUGGAAGAGGAACUACCACAUCACUGCAAUCGCCGGAGCAGAUAAUGGUAGCACAUUAGUUGUAAUGUCCAAGGGGCCUCAAAACUUUUGGCAAUCUUAUCGCGUCGCCGAUACAUUCCCUUACGGGUGGAUUAAGAGGAAAUGGGCACUUGGUAUUUAUGUCACAGCCAUGGCCACUGCAGGAAAUAAAUGGGUAGUCAUCAUGUCCUCUACCGCCAGAUUUGUCCACCAGGUUGUAGAGCUAGAUUUUCAGUACCCGUACGAGGCAAUUGACAAAAGGUGGAAUCAAGGCUACUUCAUCACUUCGGUUGCAGCUACUACAGAUCAGGUAGCCGUUGUCUUCAGCAUUCCAGGAGAAGUAAGAGGAUCCCAAGAUGCAUUCCUGACUUCACAUUUUCCAGAUAGAGUAGCCGCGGAGAGUCGGCAUAGGAAUUACUACUUGUCCCAUCUUUGCUACAGCAGAACUGUUUCAUGA
Molecule: messenger RNA, 1806 nt
Organism: Eucalyptus grandis
Lineage: Eukaryota; Viridiplantae; Streptophyta; Magnoliopsida; Myrtales; Myrtaceae
Product: casein kinase 1-like protein HD16
Exons: 16
Coding region: 1-1806 (601 amino acids)
Biological process (GO): endocytosis; signal transduction; peptidyl-serine phosphorylation
Cellular component (GO): nucleus; cytoplasm
Molecular function (GO): ATP binding; protein serine/threonine kinase activity
Source: RefSeq, a predicted model, not a curated record